CACUCCUUCACCUGUUCCGGAAGCUCGCCCCCCCGGUGGCCCGGGACCUCCUCCCCGCCGCGUCCCCCUCCUUGGGUCAUCGGGUCUACUUUGUGGAGCGGGCACGCUCACUUCGGGUGGCGGAACAAAGGCCCGAGUCCUUGCUGUGCUCGUCUCUCGGGUGACUGAGCCUCGAUCCCAUCGUCCGAUAGUAGGGUCGGCCGGGGUGCCCGUCCGCAGGGGAGGGUGACCCCGUUUAGCCGCUGUCCGUUCCGAUGACCGACCUCUCCCCACGCCCCCACGCCGGCAUCUGUCUCGCCUGGAUCUUAGCCCGCGCCUUCCCGGCUCCUUCCGGUGUCCCCACCUGCGUGUCGCGGUCGGGGUGAGAUCCACCGGUGCGGUGCGUGGCACGCCCGGCUGUCCAUCCCUCCGGCCCCUGCAGACCGCUGGUCCGCCGUACUUCUCGCUGUGUGCUCUGUCACCCGCUUCUGCCUGUUUUUGUCCCUCCCCACCCUACCACGUCCCCGGACUUUCCCUCCCGAGAAUGUUUUCCUUCGCCCUGUGCUCUCACCUGAUGUCGAGCCGGUGAGGGUGAGGUAAAGCCUGGAGUCUGUCCCCGUGUGUGUCACCCCGUCAUCUUCCCGUGACUCCGGAGGGUCUCCCUGUCCCCAGCCCGCCCAGGUCUCCGCCGCAUUCCCCAGAGCAGGAAGACACCGGUCCCGCCGUCCCGUGUGCUGUGUGGGGCUGGAUUUUUAGCGGGGUCGUCGUGGUUACCGAAGCAUUUUUGAGUACCUGGGAACGGGGUGGGAGGGAUGAGCGAAUGGGCCGCGUGCCCUCUGGUGCCCUCGGGAUCCCUGCUUCGCCCCUCCCGGCCUCCCCGGAGGAGACAAUGCCGCUUUGAUAACCCUCUCUCCUCUCUCCCGCCUGCCUGGCAGGCGCUCUGCUGAGAUUUCUCAGCCGGCGAGGCAGGGCCGACGCUGUGGUGCCCAGCACGGCUCUCCCGACCCCUGGGCCUUGGGGGCCUCCUCCCCGCUCACACCUGCGCCCUCUUGGUGUCCUGCAGGGACAUCAUGUCCAUCUACAAGGAGCCGCCCCCGGGCAUGUUCGUGGUCCCGGAUACUGUGGACAUGACCAAGAUCCACGCGCUGAUCACAGGCCCCUUCGACACUCCCUACGAAGGCGGUUUCUUCCUGUUCGUGUUCCGGUGUCCGCCCGACUAUCCCAUCCACCCUCCUCGGGUCAAACUGAUGACCACGGGCAACAACACCGUGCGGUUUAACCCCAACUUCUACCGCAAUGGCAAGGUCUGCUUGAGCAUCCUAGGACCCGUGUCUCUUCGGGUGCCUUUUUUCUCUGCCUCCCAUUUUGCAUUUGACACCAUGGUGUUUGUCAAAUUGCAGGAGAGACAUCCAGGAGACAGCAAAAACUACAACGAAUGUAUCCGGCACGAGACCAUUAGGGUCGCGGUCUGUGACAUGAUGGAGGGGAAGUGUCCCUGCCCCGAGCCCCUGCGAGGUGUGAUGGAGAAAUCCUUCCUGGAGUACUACGACUUCUACGAGGUGGCCUGCAAGGAUCGCCUGCACCUUCAGGGCCAGACCAUGCAGGACCCUUUCGGGGAGAAGCGGGGCCACUUCGACUACCAGUCCCUCCUCAUCCGCCUGGGCCUCAUCCGCCAGAAAGUGCUGGAGCGGCUGCACAGCGAGAACGCCGAAAUGGACUCUGACAGCAGCUCCUCGGGGACAGAGACGGACCUGCACGGGAGCCUGAGGGUGUAGACCCUGCUGCCCCGUCCCGCAGGCCCUUCCCACCCCAGGACGGGGCAUCGCUGCAGGGUCCGGGGUGUGGGUGGGCUGCUCCCUUCUGACCUCCUUGGCCCCAAAGCCUUGGGGCUGUGUCCCUUUGGGAGCCCCCAGCUAGGGCCCAGCCAAACCCAGACCGACACCUCCACACCCGCGGCCACGGUCCUGGGGAGGGCAGAGGGGUGCACAGGGGGCUCAGGUGGGGGCUUCUGACUAGGAGCAGGCUGUCUGUCUGUGUGUCUGUCUGUGUGUCUGUCUGUCUGCAGGCUCCCAGCGCCCUUCUCCCGGCCUCUCCCCCUGUAGUUACUUCCCGGGCCAGCAGACUCCUUCCCCUAAUUUAUAGUCACUGUUCUAGACAGACCAAAGACAGGAACAGUGGCGGGGCCCAGGCUGCUGAGGGUCAGCUGCACCGAGCACCAAGCACCUUCCCCCCCACCUCCCUCAGGCUUCGGGCAGAAGGGAACCCAGCCCGUCCAGCGAGGCCCUGCACAGGCCCGAGGCCGGAGUACGGUCCUCCCCGCGAUCAGAUUGGAGAAGCGCCCGGCAGGCGGCUGUGGUGUGGGUGGGGACUGGGGCCACCCCCGCGUGGCCCUUGCAGGGUGUUGUGGACAGCGGGGGGCGGGGGGCUGCUGGAGACCUCAGCGCAUUUUGUGCGGCUCUCCGUGUCCCUUCCCCCAGCCCAGCCCCCUCAGUCCCACCCCAGGUUUGCGGAGAGCUGGUCCGCUGUUGCUUCCCUGUUCAGCCCAGUGCUGGUUGUUGGAAAGGCGAGGGUUAGGCGCCCUGUGCUCUGGCACUGGGACGCGCCCGCUGUUUUUGUGUUUGCAGGUUGCUUGUUAGGGCCCCGCGGGUGGCGCCAGCCGUG
Fukomys damarensis (Damara mole-rat) is the source of this 2640-nucleotide messenger RNA. It is a transcript of the gene Ube2z, whose product is annotated as ubiquitin conjugating enzyme E2 Z. The transcript is spliced from 5 exons. The record is from RefSeq and is a predicted model, not a curated record. NCBI's taxonomy places the organism in Eukaryota, Metazoa, Chordata, Mammalia, Rodentia, Bathyergidae. Bases 1050 to 1754 code for a protein of 234 amino acids. Gene Ontology annotation, molecular function: cysteine-type endopeptidase inhibitor activity; ubiquitin conjugating enzyme activity. Gene Ontology annotation, biological process: negative regulation of apoptotic process. Gene Ontology annotation, cellular component: nucleus.